AUGAUGCGCCACUUGUUGCAGGCCAUUUUAUGGCUAGUAAUCCCGUCAAAAAUUCUCGCAGCACGACAGUACAUAGUGGAAGUCUCUUCAGUUGAUCAUAUCAAGCCUGUGGCAGACUCAAUUGAUCAUGGCAUCUCGUGUCUACAGGACGCAAAAAUAUACCUUCGCCACCAAUACGAGAGUCUCAUAUUUCCUGGAAUAUCAGUGAGAAUAGACAAUAGCGACAAUGCCGAGAUGGAUUACAUAAAGUGUCUCAACUCAAUAACUGGAGUGGUUAAAACCUGGCGGUCAGAGUCGUACUCUGCAGCGUCCAGAAAUGAGUCGAACAAUGCUAGUGCCUCAUCGUCACCGAUAGGAAGCAACACUUUUCAUUCUCUGACUGGCGUCAAGCAAUUACAUGACAGAGGCAUAUUUGGACAGGGGCUCACUAUUGCAAUAGUUGAUGAAGGUAUUGAUUACUAUCAUCCCGCUCUUGGAGGCGGAUACGGGAAAGGCCACAAGGUACAGUUUGGCGUUGACCUUGUGGGGGACAACUGGACUACCGGAGACAUACCACGAAUGGAUCAAGAUCCAUACUCGGAAUGUACAGCCCAUGGAUCUCAUGUAUCAGGAAUUGCUGCCGGCAACCAUUCGGCCCUCGGAUUCGUGGGUGUGGCGCCCGAGGCCACGUUGGAACAUUAUCGCAUUUCUGGAUGCCAACGAGCUCCAAUAGCGUCAGAUGUUAUCUUGAAGGCUAUCACAAUGGCUCAUAAUAGGAAUGUGGAUGUUUUAUCGUUGUCCCUGACGUUGAACACGGGGCCUUACCCAGAUGAUCCUGUAUCCGAAGUGCUUACAAGGAUAUCUAAAGAGGGAAAAACCCUCGUUGUGGUGGCGUCUGGCAACUAUGGGUGGCAAGGACCAUUUUCAGCCAGUUCACCUGCAUCAGCAACGGAUAUCAUGGCUGUCGGUUCAGUCAAUCAAAUAAAUGCGGUUCAAAGCCGACCACGAGCCAAAUACAAGGUUGGCGCGGCGGAAAACAACACUACGCCUGCAAAAGAAUUCCCCUGGACCCCGGCAACCCCAGGAAGGUUUCCGGCCUUUCUCAUCUUACAGACGUCAAGUUUAAACAUGACUGUUCAAGAUGAUGCAUGCACAGCUUUGCCGGCUAAUUCUCGCUUUGACGACAACGCUGUGGUGUUAACUCGUCGUGGAGGCUGCAAAUUUAGCGUUAAAAUGGAAAACCUAGUCGCAAAAGGUGCUCGUUACGUCCUAUUGUACGACAAUGUAGAAGGGCCGCUACUGGAAUUCGAUAAUACUUUUGACGGAAUAUCUGCUGCUGGUUCAGUCACGGCACAGACUGGUUUGGAGCUAAUCCAAGCUUUAGCCACGGGGACCAAUGUCACGAUGAUGAUGGAUUCAGACUUUCAAUUUGACCCAUAUGUCAAAGUUGGCGCAAACACGCUUCCUCCGGGACAAAUCAACGGCCGUGGCUCGUGGGGUCCCGCAGGACUAGGCGAUAUCAUGCCAUCAAUCCUAGCCCCGGGACAAAACAUUUGGUCCACCUUCCCACGAAGUUGGGGUGGCUAUGGUACCUUGUCAGGCACAUCAAUGGCUGCGCCCUACAUUUCGGGUUGUUUGGCUCUCAUGAAGCAAGCUCGUCCCAGCUUGAAUUCUUCUGAGAUUAUGCGGCUCCUGACCAGUACUGCACAUCCGCUGGCUUUUAAUGACGGAACGAAUAAAACAUACGAUUUUCUCGCACCUGUUUGGCAACAAGGGAACGGCAUUGUCAAUGCUACCCGAGCCAUAGAUACGAAUUCCUUGGUAUCAACUUCCAACUUGGCUUUCAAUGACACCGAAUACUUCACUGGGAAGGCAUCCUUCCAAGUGCACAAUCAAGGGAAUGAGUCAGUCGAGUACGAAGUUGUUCAUAAGCCAGCUGUCACUGUCCAAACAUUUUUGGUUGAUAGGAAAGAAGUCGUCCCUUGGACCAGAGACAACUCUUCUUCCCUGGCUAGUGAUGAAUUUCUUCAAAAUUUGAAACCUAGACACUACGCAAAUGUUACGACAAAUUCCCAGAAAAUAUUGAUAAGACCAGGCGAGUCAGCAACGAUUCAGGUCACAGCGGAUAUUACCAACUUGGAAGAACUCGCUCCCGACUGCCCUCUGUAUAGUGGUUUCAUUCACUUGGAUGGCAAUGACACUACUCGGCUUACCAUUUCAUACGGCGGAAUCGGGUGUUCACUGCGUCAUGUGGCCGCCUUGCCCCCAGGUUGGAAUCGGACCUAUGUCACUGCUGCCACCGUGAAGCAGGCAAAAGGUGAAAAGUACAAUGCUGCUCCGAUCCCCCCAAAUAUGAUAUUUCAUCUUGAACAUAACACUUCGGCGAUAAUGCGGUCUAACUCCUCCGAUUUGCUUCCUACUCUUAAUUUACAAUUAGCGUUUCCUAGCAAAGCUGUUUCUGUUCACGUCCUCUCAGCAACGGCUCAAGAAUCGGAUGAAGGUAUGCCUGUUUUUCCCGCAGAUAAAACUACUGCGAAACUCGGGGGCUUUGGGCGCACAGAGACAAGCUAUUUUGGAUGGAAUGGAAUACUCGCGAACGGUACUCUGGUUGCUGAAGGAAGCUAUACAUUCAGAGUGUGCGCUUUAGGAGGUUGGGAAAAGCCAGUAGACCUUAAUGUUUGGAAUGACUGCGUUAUGACGACACCAUUCAUCAUAAAAUUUCGAGAAUAA
Molecule: messenger RNA, 2709 nt
Organism: Colletotrichum truncatum
Lineage: Eukaryota; Fungi; Ascomycota; Sordariomycetes; Glomerellales; Glomerellaceae
Product: serine endopeptidase
Biological process (GO): proteolysis
Cellular component (GO): cell wall; membrane
Molecular function (GO): serine-type endopeptidase activity
Source: RefSeq, a predicted model, not a curated record